CAAUAGCAACCAUAACGCUGUUCCAAUACAUACACCGAGUAAGAGAGUUUAAAAAAUGGCUAGAAUAAUGCAUGGCAGGCGAAAAGGAUCUGGUAAAAUGGGAGAAAUCAAUGUUGAUGAUCUACCAGAAAAAUUACGAUCUAAUGAUAAAAGUUUAACUAUAAAUGGCCAACAAUCAAUGGAUCCAAGGAAUGUAUGUAUUUUAACCAAAGAUGAUAUGGACAGAAUCUACCGUCAGCUAAACAAGAAGAAGGAAGAGGAAGAGAAGAGACGCUUAGCAUUUCAAGAACGUGAAAGAUUAAGAGAAAAAUCUAGGAAGCAAGUAGCACAGUGGGAUAAUACAGUCCUUGGACUUCGUCAAAAGAAACUAGAAACUCGUCGCCUAAGAGAAGAAAAAAUGGAAGAGGAACGUAAAGCAAUUGAUAUUGAAGAAGAGAAAUUUCAAUGCCAAAGGCGAAAAGAGAUUAUCGAAAAAGCAAAAACUCAACAAUAUUAUCAAACUGAUCGGGUGAAGAACUUUCACAGUGCACUUUUAUUGUCCGAAGUUCUUAAGGAGCGUGAUGCUCAGCUAGAAUUAAAGAAACUAAAAGAAAAAGCUGCUGAGGGGGCCGAUAAUGAAUGGCUUGACUAUGAAAGAAAACAACUAGAAGAUGCAAUCUUGAAAGAACAAAGGGAAGCCAGAGAAAGAAUUGAAAAAAAUCAUGAAAAUGCCAAGUACGUCUUGAGACAAAUCAAUCACCAUAAGUCAAGAUCAGAUAAAUUUUUGGAAGAUGACAAAAUCGAAGGAGAAGAACUUAGAAGAUUGGCUGCUCACUAUAAUUUAGAAAAAAAGAGACUGGAAGAGAUUCGCCAGGAUGAGUCUAAGCAACUUAUGAUUGAUAAUAAAAGACAGAUAGCCGACACAAAGAGAAUGAAUGAGAUAAAAGCAGCUCAGGAAGAAGACGAAGACGAAGAAUGUAGAAUAUUUGCAGCCGCGAAACGUAAAAUGAUGAAAAUGAGAGCGGAUAAGGAAAAAGAGAUAUUCAAUGAUAAACAGGAUAAAUUAAAUAGAAUCAGAGAGAAAUUAUACGCCCAAAUGCAAGAACAAGUCCGUGAUGAGGACGAGCGGCUACACAAAGCUGAAGCUGAGGCUGAAGAGAAGAGAGCGAGAGAGGAGAGACUAAAGGAAGAGAGAAUUAGAAAAGCACACCAAGAAGCCAGAGAUCACAUGGUCGCAACAAUGAAAAAGAAUGAAAAUCUAAAGAAAUUAGAUAAAAUUGAAGAACUAAAGAGACUUCAGGCUCAAAAAGAAGCUGAUGCUGUAUUCGAAAGAGCAGAAAACGAAAAACGUCAAAGACGUUUCGAUGGUGUAAAAGAAAGGAAGAACUAUAACUUGAAACAAUUCGAUGAUAGAAAACAAUUGGGAAUUAACUCUAGAAGGAAACAAUUAGAACUAGAAAAGAAGAAUGAAGAAUUGUUGAAUUUGGAAGAAGAUCAAUUUAACGAGUACGCUAAGAAGGUCAUAGAACACUGUGAGAAGAACGGACGGAAUACUUAUCCACUAAAAAAGGCAGCUAAUCAAGGUAUUGGAGGAGGUUUAGGGCCAGUUCUGCCUGGUAAGGGCACGAAGCAAAAUUAUCUGACUAGUGAUCAAGCCUGUCUUCAAAUGCCAAGUUACCAAGGGGAGUCAACUGAAGACACAAAACAGACAAUAACAAACAACGAAGGAACAAAUAAGAGAUUGGGUUUCGUCUGGUAGGAACAGAAAUAAUUAUUACAACAUCUACUCUCUACAGUAUUUUUAACAAUGUACUAGAUAAAAAUCUUCUAUGAAUAUUCAAGUAAAAAUUUGCAUAUAUGAAUGUUAAAUUAUGUAAUGAAAAAAUUUUAAUAUAAAAUUAAAAGAAUAAAGAAAAUAUUAUCUGUAAAAAGUU
Messenger RNA from Dimorphilus gyrociliatus, 1913 nucleotides. The record is from the annotation of a GenBank genome assembly. NCBI's taxonomy places the organism in Eukaryota, Metazoa, Annelida, Polychaeta, Dinophilidae.